AUGACUAAAAGAUUAAGUCCCCUGGAGAAGCAAGCACGAAAACCCACUCUGAGAGCGUGUACAUUCUGUCAUUCAAAGCAUCUACAAUGCCUGAACUUUCGACCAUGCGUAAAUUGCGUGAAAAGGAAUAUUGCACAUCAAUGCACCGAUAUUGUCAGAAAAAGGGCAAAAUAUAUGGCGAAAUCAGAUGAACGUCACAUGACUAGUUUAGUCAAGGAGGAGCUGACUGAAUCUGUGAACCAGGCAGAUCUUGUCCGAAACAGACAACAGCAAGAGUUGGAGGAGCAGAGGCAAGCUCUUGAAUUCCAACCACAUGUAUCCAUUGGCUUGACACCGGAUGCAGAAGUCAGAACUGACGUUUCCACCGCGUUUUCACCCGAUAAGUCUACUAUCUUGAGUCAGAAUUCUGCAAACUCGGCUCAAAACACCAUAGCAAAUCUCUCUGCGUUUCACGAACCUAUUAGAGAGUCACCGGGCUCAACGCCCUCUACUACUGCAACUGGCACUACGAAUACAACAGCUAAUUUCCACUCUAACUUUGUCAACCAGGAGUAUAUGAUGCUAGGGGACCUUAUAUCAAAGCCAUCGCUGCCUUCAUCACUUGAAUAUUCAGCCCCAGCUGCUCCUCAUAUGGUUUCACCAGGUUUCUUAAGCGAACUAGAACUGGAAACAAACCAUACUAGACCCUUCAUUUCACUAGACACAGCAGACAAGAACGGAGAGCAUUUAGAUGAGCAUCAUGAACCUAAUAAACCACAGUACAUGUCUCCUUUGGUAUCGCAUCACAUCUACCAAACGGUACAAGAUAUUUAUUCGAAUCCGGUCAUAAAUUUUGACUACCCGCUGUCGUAUCACUCACUUACGUUCUUUCUACGCAAUAGAUUUGCAGUAAAUGAAAAGAAUUCGCCAACUGAGAAGACGACAAAACGGAAGAAUUUCCUUAUUAUUCUCAAGCUAAUAGCAUCGUACAGACCAACCUUUAUCAGUCUUCAUAAUUCGCUUUUGCAACCUUAUGACAUUCAUUUCCUUGAAAUGUCAUUUCAACGUUGUUUACUUGAUUAUGAAAAUCUCUCUCGUCUCAAUGCAUCUCCAACCAUUAUAUGGCGCCGAACAGGUGAGAUCGUUUCGAUAUCGAACGAUUUAGUGAAUCUAUUGGGCCUCAGUAGCUCAGACAUACUUUCGAAAAGAACUUUUAUUAUGGAGCUCAUGUAUGAUGAUAAUUCUAUUGUCGAAUACUUCAGACUCUUCAAGUCAGUUGCUGUCGGAAACUUGCAUCUGACUAUCGUCACAAAAUGCAAACUAAUUAAAAGACUGGCAGGUGCAAAAAUAGCACAAACUAAUACAAAAUUAGUUGAUUCAGAUUAUAUUGAAUUUUGCUCGGUUUGGACAGUCAAAAGAGACUUAUUCGACUUACCAAUGAUGAUAGUUGGUCAAUUUCUUCCAGUUUUGCCAACAAAUGGGGGUAUUAGAACCUAUUGA
This is a messenger RNA of Australozyma saopauloensis, 1479 nucleotides long. It is a transcript of the gene ZCF23, whose product is annotated as Zcf23p. Gene Ontology annotation, cellular component: nucleus. Lineage: Eukaryota; Fungi; Ascomycota; Pichiomycetes; Serinales; Metschnikowiaceae. Gene Ontology annotation, molecular function: RNA polymerase II transcription regulatory region sequence-specific DNA binding; DNA-binding transcription factor activity, RNA polymerase II-specific; zinc ion binding. The coding region runs from base 1 to 1479 and encodes 492 amino acids. The record is from RefSeq and is a predicted model, not a curated record. The transcript has a single exon. Gene Ontology annotation, biological process: regulation of DNA-templated transcription; cellular response to starvation.